CAAUGCGCCAUCAGUGACACCUUACGGAAUUCACAGGUGGUAUUUUUUGGUCUCAAAGGAUGUCGACAUCCAAAUUUCUGUUUUUCACCUUAAUUUCAGUGAUUCUCAAAGAAAUAACAUGUGAUAUAAUUUGUUUUAAUGCUGAGGAGGAGCGUAUUGAACAGCAUUUGGCCACAAAGACGCCAUAUCGCGUUGUAGCGAAUACAAAUGACGAGAAAGUCACUUUUGACGAGUGUUUUCCUACUCGAGCGUGGGGAAUUUUUCGUCAUGGUACGAGAAAUCCCAGCAGGAAGCAGAUCUUUCGGAUAAAGACAACACUCACGCAAUACAGGGACAUUAUUCUCGAGAAAGGAGAGUUCUGCGACAGAGAUUUAGAGCGAUUUCGUACUUGGAAUUUCCAACUGGACGACGAUGAGCAGAAGUUUCUCGUUCCGGAAGGAGAAGAUGAGCUGAUAGAAUUGGCCGAGAGGAUCCAGAAUCGCUUUCCAGACCUCUUUUUCGAUCAAUACGACAACUCCACGUACAAAUUUAAGUAUACAGACACGCAGAGAGCUAAAAAGAGUGCCGAAAGCUUCGCCACUGGCCUUUUUGGGCGACACAACAUUAAACAAAUCUGGUAUCCAAAGGCUGAAAAGAAAGAUCCGAUUCUGAGGUUCUAUAAGGGAUGUCCUCGCUGGAAGUCUGAGGUGGAUAAGAAUCCCGAUGCAAUGGAACAAGUGCGUCUCUUCGCCGCUUCUGACCACUUUCUGCAGCUUCUGAAGAACUUAAGGAGCAAGACGGGGAUUGAAGAUUUAUCUGCUGAUGACGUUCAUCUCAUGUACACGACAUGUGCCUUCGAAACGGCGUGGGAUCGCCAUAUAAUCUCUCCUUGGUGCAGUCUUUUUACCAGAGAAAGCGUCAAGAUCAUGGAAUUCCUCGAGGAUCUUGAGUAUUACUGGAUCGAUGGCUUCGGAUAUGACUUGACUUAUCGCCAGGCCUGCCCAGCCGGUCGGAAUAUGUUUGAACACCUCGAUCCAUACUCAAAACUCCCCAAUAUCACCCUGUAUUUCACCCAUUCCGGGACUUUGCUGAAGUAUCUCGCCUUCCUGGGACUCUACCGUGACCAGAAGCCUCUGGUGCACACCUCCUUUGGCGGCGAGCACUCCUGGCGACCCAGCAAGAUCGACGCAUUCGCCAGCAAUCUCCUCUUCGUCACAUUCUCCUGCCCAACUGGCGCCAAAGUCCUCUCAAUGCACCAGGAACGACCUGUAACAAUUCCAGGCUGCCCAGACGACACCCCACUCUGUGAUUACGCUGUCUUCGCAGAAGCAUUCAGGGAGAGGGUCGAAUCGUGUGACUUUGACAAAAUGUGCACAAUUUCGUAA
Molecule: messenger RNA, 1364 nt
Organism: Phlebotomus argentipes
Lineage: Eukaryota; Metazoa; Arthropoda; Insecta; Diptera; Psychodidae
Gene: Mipp2
Product: multiple inositol polyphosphate phosphatase 1
Exons: 2
Coding region: 60-1364 (434 amino acids)
Molecular function (GO): acid phosphatase activity; inositol phosphate phosphatase activity
Source: RefSeq, a predicted model, not a curated record